Protobothrops mucrosquamatus (brown spotted pit viper) is the source of this 933-nucleotide messenger RNA. RefSeq names its product olfactory receptor 12-like. The transcript has a single exon. NCBI's taxonomy places the organism in Eukaryota, Metazoa, Chordata, Lepidosauria, Squamata, Viperidae. Gene Ontology annotation, molecular function: olfactory receptor activity; odorant binding; G protein-coupled receptor activity. The record is from RefSeq and is a predicted model, not a curated record. Gene Ontology annotation, cellular component: membrane. Gene Ontology annotation, biological process: G protein-coupled receptor signaling pathway; sensory perception of smell. Bases 1 to 933 code for a protein of 310 amino acids.
AUGGGAAACCACUCCAGAAUUGCACAAUUCAUUUUGGAAGGAUUCUCAGGACCCCUAGAGCUACAGCUGGGUUUGUCUUUUCUUUUCAUGCUGCUGUACAUUGCAACAUUGAUGGGAAAUAUUGGAAUGAUCAUUAUUAUUACUCUUGAUCCUCAGCUCCGAAGUCCUAUGUACUUCUUCCUGAAGAAUUUAUCCUUCUUGGAUACCUGCUAUUCUUCUGUUAUAACUCCCAGAGCCAUGGUGAACUUUGCAACAGGGCAGAAAGGCAUUUUCUAUAAUGCAUGUGCCAUACAAAUGUUCCUUUUCUCUCUUUUUGGAACAACUGAAUGUUUCUUACUAGCUGUAAUGGCAUAUGACCGAUUUACUGCCAUCUGCAAUCCCCUGCUUUAUAAUGUCACCAUGUCCAGGAAAACCUGCAUACUUCUAAUAACGGUUUGCUAUUUCUUUGGUUUCCUCAACUGUUGCACACAGACAAGCCUUACUUUCAGCUUAUCCUAUUGUGAACCAGGGGAAAUUAACCAGUUUUUCUGUGACGUCCCCGCUGUCAUGAAAGCAGCUUGCUCAGACACUUUUGUAAAUGAGAUUGUGCUCUUAGCACUGUGUGGAUUUAUCAUAGUGAUAACAUCCACUAUAGUUUUGGUUUCCUAUGUCUAUAUUGUGGCCACAAUUCUCCACAUGCCUUCUGUAGAGGGAAGACACAAAGCUUUUUCAACCUGUACUUCCCAUAUCAUGGCUGUUAGCUUGUUCUUUGGAACAGCUUUCUUCAUGUAUGGUCAACCUGGAGCUAUGGCUUCUCCGAAUCAAGGCAAAGUUGUUUCUAUUUUUUAUACUGUUGUAAUUCCUAUGUUGAAUCCAUUAAUUUACAGCCUAAGGAACAAAGAGGUCAAAGAUGCAUUAGGAAGACAGCUAAAAAGGGUGACUUUCUUCAGAUGA